AUGUCAGACUUAGGCUUUGAUCCAUCCUUGAAAAAGAAAAAGAAAGUCAAGAAGCCAGUCGAUGGCGCAUCUCCCGCACCAGAAAGCAAUGAGUCAACGCCCGCCCCUGAAUCUGUUGAUGACUUAUUUUCCGGAAUGAAGAAGAAGAAGAAAUCAUCGAAAAAGACUGCCGAGGACUCAGUGGAGAAAUCGAGCUCGCCAUCUACUGCAGCAGGAGCAGCAGAUGCUGAUGAUGUUGCUGCGUCUUUGGGUGACUUGACGUUGAAGAAGAAGAAGAAGAAGAGUACCAAGAACUUGGACUUGAAUGAGUUUGAACAACAAUUGGAAAAAGCAGGGAUUGAAGAUACGACUAAUGACCAGAUAGAUGACGAUUCAAGCAACAGCAAAGUGUCUCAAUCAGAUGCUGGAUUAUCAUAUGAAGACUUGUUGACUCGUUUCUUUGAGAUUUUGAAGGAAAAUAACCCUGAACUUGCUGGUGACAGGUCCGGUCCAAAAUUCAGAAUCCCACCACCAGUAUGUCAAAGAGAGGGUUCGAAAAAGACGAUGUUUGCCAAUGUGCAAGAGAUUGCCACUGUUUUGCAAAGAAACCCAGAGCAUUUGAUACAAUUUUUAUUUGCUGAAUUGGGUACUUCGGGUUCUAUUGAUGGUGAAAAGAGAUUGAUCUUGAAAGGUAAGUUUCAACCAAAACAGAUGGAGAGUGUGUUGAGAAGGUACAUCAUUGAAUACGUUACUUGUAAGACUUGCAAGAGUAUGAAUACUGAGUUAAAGAGGGAGAGUGCAAACAGAUUGCAUUUCUUGAGCUGUAAAGCAUGUGGUUCAACAAGGUCGGUCUCUUCGAUCAAGACUGGUUUCCAAGCACAAAUCGGAAGAAGAAAGAAGUUUUAA
Molecule: messenger RNA, 885 nt
Organism: Lodderomyces theae
Lineage: Eukaryota; Fungi; Ascomycota; Pichiomycetes; Serinales; Debaryomycetaceae
Gene: SUI3
Product: translation initiation factor eIF2 subunit beta
Exons: 1
Coding region: 1-885 (294 amino acids)
Biological process (GO): formation of cytoplasmic translation initiation complex; formation of translation preinitiation complex; translational initiation
Cellular component (GO): eukaryotic translation initiation factor 2 complex
Molecular function (GO): mRNA binding; translation initiation factor activity; translation initiation factor binding
Source: RefSeq, a predicted model, not a curated record